AUGUUGAUCUCCCAUGAUUCACAUGUAAAUGAAGAUUAUUCAGGUUACUCAGAAUCCAGCCUGACUCUUUUCAACGACAAGGACCAGGAAGACUCAGAGUGUGUAGAAAACAUGUCUGUGAGUAAUUUUGACCCACUAUAUUCCACGUUUAAGGAAGAAGAUUCGCAGAUCUUCAUUGAUUGUCUUAAACUGUAUUAUGAGUUUUUCAGAUUGUUCAAUGGUUCAUUUGCCACACUAUAUGAGAAGGGCAAAGAACACUUCAAAGUGAUAAUGGGAGAUUUUACAUAUAAUUUUGAGAAAUAUUUCUACAAGACUGAUAUCAUGGAAAGCUUCUUCAACAGCGUUGUUAUCCGAGGAUAUCGGAUAUGCCCAGUAGACUCGAAUACCUACCUCUCUGUGCAGAAAUGAAUCAAUAAUUUAGCAAUAGAGUUUCCUAUCUCCAAGGCUGCUGUGUUUUAUGAAGAGUAUUUUCUGUACUCCGACUUGCCUCAGGGGCAGGUAGAGAUACUCCAUAAAUAUUUGUUCUCAAGUAAUUACACUAGACGCCAAGGAUAUGAGCCAAAUUGGACUGACUCCAACCAAAAAGGAGAUAAAUUUAAGAUCCCUACUUGAGGAGCCAAUUGCUGAGAGGAUAGCGAUGAAGAGGAAAUAAUGUUCUUAGCUGAAGACCCAGAAAUGGCUAAAGCUGAGUAUGAAGAUCUUCUCAAAAGAUCCUUUUCAGCAUUUUGCAAAUUAAACCCACAGGGAUUCCAAGGAAGUGGGCUUGACAAAAAGGGAUUUUUGAUCGGCCCUACAAUUAUGGAUUUCCAUGAUGCUGAGGGUAUACCUAGGAAUUACGAGAUGUUCAGUCCUAAAGUUUACAUCAGGAUAGACCCUUAUAGCAACUCCUACAAACAAUACCGCUUGCUAGUAUUCUGAGCUGAAGGAUUCACUAUUGCUAUGUUCAUAACAGAGGAUAAAUUUCGGCUCUCUUUUGAAGUUUACGAGAAAAUGGGAGAUUAUAUCUUUAACAAAUGAAAGAGCAUGUUUGAAAAGGUAGACCCCAAAGUCACUGUUAAGGAUGAACAGCCUCUCGAUUCUGAAGAGGUCAUAAAGUUGAUGUACUAUAAUGAAUCUAACCUAGCUUAUAAGCAGACUCAUAGAUUUACGAAAAAGUUGCUGAACAAGGAAUUAAGGCACUACAUAAACAUCAUUGUAAACAAGUUUAAAGAAAAUUCGAGCAUGUUUGAGUACCAAGUGACAACAUCUCAUUACUGGGUGAUUGGAAAGAAUUCUCUCCCUCGUAUUAUUAUUGUAAUCCUUCCUUUAUCCCUUUCCCAGGCUGAAGCAGAGAGUGAAGCUUCUCUAAUUGUGAAGACCUAUUUUGCAUAUCUAUAA
This is a messenger RNA of Moneuplotes crassus, 1377 nucleotides long. The record is from the annotation of a GenBank genome assembly. Lineage: Eukaryota; Ciliophora; Spirotrichea; Euplotida; Euplotidae.